CAGGCCUCGGGCCCGCCCCCUCACGGCUCGCGGCCGCCCCGGCAGGGGGCCAGUCUAGGCUGAGGGGCGAGCACGUCAUUCGCUGCCGCUCGGGACCGGGAGUCAGGCGGCCGCUGCGGAGAGACGCCGGGGAGCGCAGCCGCGGCCAGGAUUCCAUCACUUUUUUUAAAAGAUGGGAAAUGUGGAAAGCAGUUGCUAUGAGAACCACCUUUCAAGGUUCCUUCCUGAGGAAAAGACAGAUAUCGAUGGAGUAUUUGAUACCUUAUCUGGGUCGGAUGGAUCGGGAGGAAUAAAGAUUGAAAAAGCUACCAGAAAAGCUGUGAGCCUGGCAAUGUUAAAGGCCCAUGCCCAGGAAGCAUUACCAGAGCAAAUGACCUUGAGGCUAUACAAUGGAAUGAAAAGUGUCGACCUGACUGGGAAGUCACCUGGCUCAAGUGAACAGAUUGUUAAGGAGCAGUUCAUAGUUUUUAUGUCAGCCCUUUUAAAAGGCAACGUAGAGGAGAAGAGUAGCAUAAUAAUGAGAAUGAUAUCUAGUACCGAAGGGCCUGUGAAGGGAAAACAAAUCCAAGAGUUCACAGAGGAUCUGAUCACUUCUGUAGUCCAUGUACUGAGAUACAGGAAUCUGCUGAAGGGCUGGAAUCUGGAGAUGACUCAAGAUCCUGCCAGUGGAGUAAAGGCUCUGGCUUCUCAGCUGUUAUCAGAACUGAAACUUGAAGAUGGGAAGAAACUCGUGGGACCUCCUCUCAUGGAUGCCAUGUGUGAUCAAAGUACCAUUGAGAACUGGGUGUUCCAAGUUCCACAGAUCUCUACUUUCCUCAGUGUUAUCAUCAGGCAGGGGCUCCUUGUCCUGCAUUCACUCCCAGAUCAGGCUAACGACCUAGUCAAAUUGGUUCCAAAGUGCAAGGGCAUCAAAGGAAGAGGAUUUGUUAGUCUUCUUGACAUCCCAUCCAUCAUAUACAUCAACUCCCACCUGCCCUCGGAACUACAGCACAAGUGGAGGCUUUUGUUUUCUUCUCGGGUUCACGGAGAAAGUUUUUCACAGGUCUGUGGGCAAAUCAUAAACCAGGGUCCCUGUAUAUUGGUCUUAAAGGACUUGGAUGGGUAUAUCUUUGGUGGGUUUGCAUCAGACUCAUGGGAAGUUAAACCACAAUUUCAAGGUGACAACAGAUGCUUUUUGUUCUCCGUUUCUCCCUCUCUCAUGGUGUACACGUACACUGGAUACAAUGACCACUACAUGUAUUUGAAUCACGGGCAGCAAACUAUCCCAAAUGGACUCGGCAUGGGAGGACAGCAUGAUUACUUUGGGCUCUGGAUAGACAGUAACUAUGGGAAGGGACACAGCAGAGCGAAACCUACCUGUACCACCUUCAACAGUCCUCAGCUGUCAGCUAAUGAAAACUUUACGCUAGAUGCCAUGGAGGUGUGGGCAGUGGGAGAUCUCCCAGAAAGCGCAGUGAUAAAGGGUAAGAAGAGCAUCCUCGAUACAGACCCCGAGGCUCAGGCCUUGUUAGAAAUGACUGGAAAAAGUCGUCAGAGCGAUGGUUUGCGAGAGCAGAUUGAAGAUGAUGACGACAACUAAGAUGACCCAUGUGACUUGGAUCGCUCUGCUUGAUCCCAUCAAGUGCUGAUAUUCCUUGGACAGGAUAUUUUCUCAUUUGUUUCCACUUGUAUAAUUAGCUGAAACAAAAAUACAGUGUAAAGAGUACUAGCGUAGUAAGUCCAGGAAGAUGUCAUGACUGCAUGUGGUUUCUUUUGGAAGAGUGGGAAUUUAGAUAGCUGGCUAAGUCCUGGUUGUAGCUGGAAAUAAAUUUGAUAGCAUUUGCAAUAGGUUCAUUUUCCUCUUUGUGUGCAGAUAUUAAGCACAAAUAUUAUUAUUGCUGCUUAGUCACCUGGCGUAUUAACUGUUACUAUAUAUAGAAUUUUAAAGAUGUCAAGCUUUUGAUACCUCAGCUGAAAAUAAUUCCUUGCAUGCAGUGAAAUCAGCUUCAUUAUUUAAAUGUCUAUGCAGUGUACAAAUUGUUAUUUUAAAAUGAUAUCUGUAGAACCGUCCAGUUCAGUCUUUAUAAAGGGUGGGCUUCAUUUGAUUUGCUGCUGUAAAAGCUGCUUCAAAUUAGGAUCUAUUUCUAAGCUCAGCUUUUCCAUAAAUUACGGUAUAUGGAUUGUACGCAGAAACAUAGAACUCUGGAUAUACUGCAUCCAGUUCUGCACUGACUUAUGCUAGACUUCAUUUGAGUGAAAUUUCACUUAAUUAAUAAGCCAGCACAGAAUUUGGCCCUUUGUAAAAUAGUCUUUGUGUCAUUCAGGGAUUCAACCGCAAAGACUCCUAUCAGUGGGCCCAGUCCUGUGGUUCUUACUCAGGCAUAACUCCCAUUGAAGUCAAUGGAAAUUCUCUUGGAAAAUGCCUUCAGAGGUAGUCUCGCUUGAGACUGGAGUGCGCGAUUACGCUAUAAGGCAUCAGACAGCUAAAAUCCGAUACAAAUGCCUUAAAAAUGUUGGAGUUAAUGUCUAUAACUUGAAAAUAUUUUCUAAUUACAGAUUUUGUUGCAAUGAAAUCAAUGAUCACUAAUUUUUAAAAAAAUAUGUUGACCUCUGAUACACUACCUUUUUUUUUUUUUUUUUGCUCCUUCUCUGUCAUUUACAACACUCGUCUGCUGGUGAGUAGCUACAAUCAGUCACAUUCAGGGCUUUUUUCUACUAGAAUCCAUUGGUAGCUAUCAAUAUUUCAGUACCUGGAGUAUUGCUAACCCUCUAGCUAUGUAAUUUACUUGCCAACAAACCCACUUCUACUGAGAACUAGAAUUUUCACCCCAGCAAGUGACAUUGGGAAUUGAAAAUCAGUAUUUAUCUCUUUAUUGAUAUGUAUAACUGAGGAAUCUUUCUCCCAGUAAAGCAGAAGAUCACAUGAAAGCAUCUUUGUAUUAGACUGGAUUCACUAUCAUAUAAAGGGUCUAGGUUUUCACUGUUGACACUGCAUGGUGCACAAAAUAUACUUUAACAGUGUAUAUGGUCAUUUACUACUUUGAUCAGGUUCCAAUGAACUCUAAUGCCACCCUGAAAGUAUUUUCUGGUGUACCCUUAGCUAUCUGGUGCUUCUUCAUUGGGUGCCAAAGUAGGACAUUCAAAUUAGCUUGUAUUUGUGACUUCGCUUUAUAUGUGAGAAGUAGGUGGUAUUCAUGAUUACUAUAUAUAAAUUAUUGUUGAAAGGGGAACAUGGACAAAUCCCUCCUCCUGUAGACCCUGGUAAUCAUCUAUGCAUUUUAUACCCUACCCAUAAUAAUGGUUAGCGCAGGGGUCGGCAACCUCUGGCACGCGGAUCGCCAGGGUAAGCACCUUGGCGGACCGGGCCAGUUUGUUUACCUGCCACGUCGGCAGGUUCAGCCGACCACGGGUCCCACUGGCUGCGGUUCACCGUCCCAGGCCAAUGGAGGUGGCGGGAAGCAGUACAGGCGAGGGAUGUGCUGGCCGCGGCUUCCCCUGGGUUAGCGUAUAUGUGGUACCUAUUCGUCAGUAUAUGUUGGGAAGGCCUAAGCUAAUAUGUGUUUAUCUAAAUGAUCAAGUUAGGUUCCAGAGUCUUAAAUGUGCUCAAAAUUCUGUAUUGAGUAAUUAUACUGAAAUUUUUACACAAUUGUUUUGUCCUCUGAAUGUUUUUAUAAUAAUUUUUAAAUAUGUAGCAGAACUACUGUAGAAAAUAAAUUAAUAAAUGUAUUUGGUUC
Mauremys mutica (yellowpond turtle) is the source of this 3713-nucleotide messenger RNA. It is a transcript of the gene MEAK7, whose product is annotated as MTOR associated protein, eak-7 homolog. The coding region runs from base 173 to 1579 and encodes 468 amino acids. NCBI's taxonomy places the organism in Eukaryota, Metazoa, Chordata, Testudines, Geoemydidae. The transcript is spliced from 8 exons. The record is from RefSeq and is a predicted model, not a curated record. Gene Ontology annotation, biological process: TOR signaling.